UAGAGGAAACGUCGUACGUGUCCUGACUACUCACACCUUUUCUCUGCGUUCUAGUUCUCGUACCUGCCAAACCUUCAAUUUUCAAGUGGUGCCUGGACCUGGGGUUCAAUCUCCUCCGGUUCUUCAUUUUAACUCUCACCAAACACAUAUCGAUUGAGGUGAUAAUUUUUUGCUUACGGUGUGAUGGGUAGAAAGAAGCAAAGCCAUCCCCAUCAUUCCGUUAGGGCAGUAGUAGAAAGCCAUCGUAUUGCUGAAGCAGGGCCGCGGAAUCAGCAAGCUACAAAUACCGAGCAUGUGCAGAACAAUGAAUUUAACAUAAUUGAUGAGCCAUAUUUCGUGGAACUUGAUCGGGCUUCUUGGGCUUCAGAUGAGCACCUUGAUAUUUCGGAAGUUGUUCUAAUAGAUUUGAAUUUGAGAGAAGGUUUUUCUGGUUAUGAAGUGAAUGAUGAUUUUUUACUGGAUUCCAAGUAUUCCUUAAGGUUUAGAUUGUGCAACAUUAAUGACUUUGUAGGUCGUAUUAAACUAGGUCAUUGGCCUGUGUUAUCCUCUAGUGAUGUAUUUUUAGAAUUCAUAGAAAUAUGCACAAGAAAGGAUAAAAAGAUACACUCGGUGAUUUUGUCGGGGAGUUUUGAUGGACCAGAAGAGGGUAUUUCUGCUCUUGUUCACUUGGCAAGUUUGAAGUUUAUGACAAUACGGCCAGUUAUGGGGGUUACAUCUCUAGGGAACGCAUCAUCUCUGAGGGUGAGGGUGGAAAUUCUUAAAAGUGCCUUUGAAGCUUGUGAGUCACUUUUGGAGAAUACAAGGCAACUAUGGAAAAGGAGCAUGAUGAAUGUAAUGGCUUGGCUGCGUCCAGAAGUAAUGACUUCAGAGGCUAGGUAUGGAGUUAAUUCAUCAGCAGAAAUGGAAAUUGAUUUGCACAUGGAGAUGGGAAAUGGUAAUCUUGAUACAAAGAAACGUGCAAGACUUGAUGCUGCUGGGUUUUAUGAAGCCAUCAAGCCAUCCAAAGCGGAUCCAAUGCUUGAACAUGAUAUACUCGACUUGCUUCCUGAGCUGAGACCAUAUCAACGCCGUGCAGCUUACUGGAUGAUACAACGAGAGAAUGGAGAUUCAAGAAGUUCGGUUAGAAGUGGGAAAAUUUCAUUUUUGUCUCCUUUAUGUUUGCCUGUGGAUUUUAUAGGCACAUGUACAAAAAUGUUCUACAAUCCAUUCAGCGGAAACAUUUCUUUGCACCCAGAGCAAUCUCCACCAUAUGUCUUUGGUGGAAUUCUUGCUGAUGAGAUGGGUUUGGGAAAAACAGUUGAACUGCUUGCUUGUAUCUUUUCUCAUCAGAAGUCCGCAUCUGAAGAUGACAUAUUUAUUGACUCUCAAUCAGAAUUUCCUGUGCAGCAGAAAUCUAAUAUUAAGAGAUUGAAAAGGGAGCGUGUUGAGUGUAUAUGUGGGGCUGUCAGUGAAAGUCGAAAGUAUGAAGGAUUAUGGGUACAGUGUGAUAUAUGUGACGCUUGGCAACAUGCAGAUUGUGUUGGGUAUUCACCCGAAGGAAAACUAAAGUCUGGUGAAGUUUCUGGUGUACAACGAUGUGAAAGGAAGUCAAUGAUCGGGUCAAAAGGGUACACAAGAAGGAAAAAGAAAGCUAACAUUGCUGUGAGAGAUGGGGAACACAUCUGCCCAUUAUGCUUGGAACUGAUGCACGCGACUGAAUCUCCCGUUGCUACUGGUGCCACUCUUAUAGUCUGCCCGGCUCCUAUAUUACCCCAAUGGCAUGCUGAAAUUAUACGUCAUACACGUCCAAGUUCUUUAAGAACUUGUGUCUAUGAAGGUGUGAAAAUCACUUCUCUUUCAAAUACAUCUGGUGUGGAUAUCAGUAAGCUUGUCAGUGCUGACAUCGUAUUAACCACAUAUGAUGUGCUCAAAGAAGAUCUGUCACAUGACUCUGAUAGGCACGAAGGUGAUCGACGCUUCAUGAGAUUCCAAAAGAGGUAUCCUGUUAAUCCAACUCCGCUCACCAGAAUUUUCUGGUGGAGGAUUUGUUUGGAUGAGGCUCAAAUGGUGGAAACUAAUGCUGGCGCUGCCACAGAAAUGGCUCUUCGGUUAUAUGCUAAGCAUCGCUGGUGCAUAACAGGGACUCCAAUACAACGCAAACUGGACGACUUGUAUGGGCUUCUACGAUUUCUUAAAGCAAGUCCUUUUGAUGUUUCGAGGUGGUGGAGUGAAGUUGUACGAGAUCCGUAUGAGAGGGGAGAUGCAGGAGCUGUGGAAUUUACACAUAAGUUCUUUAAACAAAUCAUGUGGCGUUCAUCAAAAAAAGAUGUAGCAGAUGAGUUGCAGCUUCCCCCUCAGGAUGAGUGUGUUUCUUGGCUCAUUUUUUCACCAAUUGAAGAGCACUUUUACCAAAGGCAACAUGAAACUUGUAUGAGUUAUGCCCGUGAAGUAAUUGAUAGUUUGAAAGAUGUUUUUCUCAAGAGAAAAGUCCAAGGUUGUGUAUCUUCUGAUGCUUUUUCCGAUCCUUUUGUAACCCAUGCGGAGGCUGGAAAGCUGCUGAACACACUCUUGAAGCUUCGCCAGGCCUGCUGCCAUCCUCAAGUAGGAAGCUCUGGCCUGCGUUCUUUACAACAAUCCCCCAUGACUAUGGAGGAAAUUCUACAGGUGCUUAUUGGUAAGACCAGGAUAGAAGGGGAAGAAGCUCUGAGGAGAAUAGUUGUUGCUUUAAAUGGGCUUGCCGGGAUAGCUAUAAUUGAGAACAAAUUGUGUCAAGCAGUGUCAUUGUACAAGGAAGCAUUGGCUUUAGUUGAAGAGCACUCUGAAGAUUUUCGUCUAGACCCUCUAUUGAAUAUUCACAUUCAUCAUAAUCUUGCUGAGAUCUGCUCAGAGCAACUCCACCUAGAGGGACAACAGUUCCCUGGAAACUGUGAAAAGAAGGCCUUGACGAUGCAUGGGAUUGAAGAGUGUAAUCAACAAGAAGUGAAGAGGCGAAAAGUGAGUGGGGAAGACGAUGUGGAUUUCACAUUUGAGGCUGAUCCGGCAUAUUGUACAUCCAGCAUAUCAGAAAAUAGCUCAAAUGGUGACCAAGAAUGUGAUGUUGAGCCCCAUUUAUCAUCCAGUUAUAUUACUGAAAGAUCUUUAAGAACAGUCUGUGAGGAUAUGAAGCAGAAGUACUUAUCUGCGUUUAGUUCAAAGCUAUCUAUAGCUCAACUAGAGUUCAGAAAAUCUUACAUGCAGGUUAGUAAUGCAUUGAGAGACAGAAAAAAUCAACACACAGUUUGGUGGUUGGAAGCCCUUCAUCAUGCUGAGCAGAACAAGGACUUCUCAAGCGAGUUGAUCAGAAAGAUUGAAGAAGCUAUCUCACGAGCUCCAAACAAUUCAAGGUCAUCAAGAAUUUCAUCCCGAUUUCGAAGCUUAAGUUCUCUAAAAUAUCAUAUCCAGACUGGUUUGGAUCAAUUGGAAGCCUCUAGGAUAGUGUUACUUGAUCAACUUCUGGAAAUUGAUCAUACAAUGGAGAAACCAAAAGAGGAGGAUAUUGAACGCGUGAGAUACUGUCGAAAUUGCAAUGUCAAUGGGGAUGGUCCUGCAUGUGUUGCCUGUGAACUAGAUGGAUUGUUUCAGGAUUAUGAAGCAAGGCUCUUUCGUCUUAAUAAAGAAGAUGGAGGGAUGAUUACAUCUGCUGAAGAGGCCUUACAUUUGCAGAAGAAAAAUUCUGCACGCAACCGAUACUUUUGGAAUGUACCACCACCAGAUUUAUCAUCCAGUGUUAGAAAGAAGAGAGAUGUUGGAGAAAGAGUUGUGGUUUCAAAAUCUCCAUCUGAGUUGGAGAUUGUUCUUGGGGUUAUAAAGGGCUAUUGCAAAGCUCAGUUAGGAAGCGAGGGUAUGUCAGCAGCCAACAUGCAGCUUCAGAUUCUAGAGGGCAUGCGGAGGGAGUAUGGCCAUGCAAGGUCCUUGUCAAUAGCCCAAGCUCAAGUUCUGUGUGCGCAUGAUGAACUUAAAAUGGCUACAACACGAUUACACAUAAGUGAAAAUGAGAAUGAAAAAGCUGUUGAUGCUUUGAGGCGAGAUGAAUUACCUUCAGCUAGUGUACAAUAUUCUGAUGACAAGUUCAUCUCCAUAACCUUGUUGUCACGUGUAAAAGGGAAGCUUCGUUAUUUGAAGGGUCUGGUACUAUCUAAACAAAAGUCCCCACUGGAAAGCUCUACUAAUUCCUCAUUAACUCAAGAGAUGGGUAGGCUGUCGACUUCUACAGAGCAUAAAAGUGGAUGUGUACCUAAAGCCGAUGAUGAAACAUGCCCAGUUUGUCAAGAAAAAUUGAGCAAUCAAAAGAUGGUUUUUCAGUGCGGGCAUGUUACUUGUUGUAAAUGUUUAUUUUCAAUGACAGAGCGGAAGGUACAUGAUAAUAAGUUUCAACCUAAAUGGGUAAUGUGCCCAACAUGCCGACAGCAUACAGAUUUUGGAAAUAUAGCUUAUGCUGAUGAUAGAAAAAAUGAAUCUUUCAAUUCACCUGUGUGGCAUCCAUAUCAAGGUCGUGAGAAGUGCGAAGAAUCUAUGAUUGUUCAGGGUUCGUAUGGAACAAAGAUUGAAGCAGUCACAAGAAGGAUCUUGUGGAUCAAGCAUAUAGAUCCAAAAGCAAAAGUUCUUGUUUUCUCGAGUUGGAAUGAUGUCCUUGAUGUGUUGGAGCAUGCCUUCACUGCUAAUGAGAUCACCUUUAUCCGGAUGAAAGGAGGCAGGCGAAGCCGAGUACACGGGACAUAUAUAAGAGCCACACCUAGGCAUGACUAUCUAAAGAUACAAGAAAAUCAUAUACGUUCAUGCCAUUAAAGUCUAUUACAAUCGACGUCUAUUACAAUUGACCAAUGGAAUAAAGUGUGCAGAAAAAAAGUUUUAAGCUCAUCCAUUGUCCGUUCACGAUCCUCAAAGCUCCGACCGUUUCUCUCCAUCCAUAUGUACCACCAUAGAUAGGUCGGUAUCAUCUUCCACAUAGCUACCAUAUGAGAAUUACCCUGGAUUCCUUGCCAACUAGCCAAAAACUCAACAACCAUUCUUGGCAUUGCCCAGAUGUGUCCCACUCUCGCAAAUAUAUCGUUCCAUAAACUUAUAGCUACAUCACAAUGCAAUAAUAGAUUAUCCACAGACUCACUACUUUUCUUACACAUGUAACACCAAUCCAAUACAAUGAAGUGGCGUUUCCUUAGAUUAUCUAAGGUGAGAAUCUUCCCUAACAAAGCUGUCCGUACAAAAAAAGAAGCUUUUAGGGGGACCUUAGUCUUCCAUAUGUUCUUCCAUGGGAAUGUUCUUGUAGAGUGUGUCAUAAGAGAUUUAUAGUACGACUAUACAAUGUAUCUCCCCUUCUUGGAUGGUGACCAUAUAAUCUUAUCCGCUCUUCCAAACAUACUACAAGUGUGUACAGGAUUGAAGAAAUAUGUAAAUGUGUCAAUUUCUCAAUCUUAGGCAGCUCUUAAGGAAAAUGAUGUUCCAUUGGGUUGAACCACUAGAGAGAUCCAUAAGCUCUACUACUGAGGCCGCCUUUGUUUGUGCAAUGUUGUAUAGGAUUGGUUAGGCUUCUUUGAGGAUUUGAUCUCCACACCAUAAGUCAUUCCGGAAUUUAAUUCUAGACCCAUCCUCAACUACAAAACAUGUUGAUCGAUGGAGAUUGGUCCAACCUCUUCUUAUGUGUUUCCAAAGCCCCACCCCAUGUGGUCCAUUCACUUCAUUCGGGCACCAUUCUCCUCACAAUCCACCAUAUUUUAAAUCUAUGAUCACCCUUCAUAAAGUUCCAAUUGCUUUGUGAUAUCUCCAUAACCAUUUACCCAAUCAAGCCUUGUUGAAAACCAACAAAUUUCGAAUUCUCAACCCGUCUUCACGUAUAGGGGUACAAACUGUAGCCCAAUUCACCAAAUGAAACUUGAAUUCUUCAUCUAUUCCCCUCCAUAGAGCACUUAGAGAAUAGAUUUUCCAUUCAGUGUUGGAUAAUUAUAAUGAGUUCAAAGAAGGUUGGUAAAAUCAAGUAUACGUAAAAAAUUUUCACUGAUAGAGAUCACUAAGGCCUGGUUUGGUUUCACAAACCUUUAAAACCAUCUCAUCCCAUCUCAUCUUAUCUCAACAUCCAAACAUCAUUCAAACACACAUUUUUCAUUUUCAACUUUUCAACUUUUUCAUCUAAUUAUUUCCUAAUUAAUACAACUUUCACAUCAGUGUUGUGAACGGAGUGUACAAGAUAAUAGCUAGAGUCUUGGCUAAUUCGUUUAGUUUGGCCAUUGAGAAGAUCAUUUCACUUGGUGCUUAUUGCCAGUGAAUGACUAGACAAUAGGCUUAACUCGGGUGGGCCAAGGGUACUUUGCAAGUUAGAUAUUGAAAAGACCUUGAUCAUGUUUUUGGGAAUUUCUUCAUUAUUGAUCUUGGGAAUUGUGGUUUUGGGAAAAUGGCGUUCUUGGACAAUGCAUUUUAUCUCUUCAAUAUGCUUUUCUAUAUUGGUGAAUGGCACAAUGGCUGGUUUCUCUAAUAUCUUUCGUGUAAUCUGUUUAUCUCCAUAACUUUUUGUUAUUGUCGUGGAGGUUUCUAGUAA
This is a messenger RNA of Carya illinoinensis, 6547 nucleotides long. RefSeq names its product E3 ubiquitin-protein ligase SHPRH. The record is from RefSeq and is a predicted model, not a curated record. The transcript is spliced from 18 exons. Bases 184 to 4803 code for a protein of 1539 amino acids. Gene Ontology annotation, molecular function: metal ion binding; ATP-dependent chromatin remodeler activity; ATP binding. Lineage: Eukaryota; Viridiplantae; Streptophyta; Magnoliopsida; Fagales; Juglandaceae.